Molecule: messenger RNA, 1500 nt
Organism: Arctia plantaginis
Lineage: Eukaryota; Metazoa; Arthropoda; Insecta; Lepidoptera; Erebidae
Source: the annotation of a GenBank genome assembly
AUGGCUAAGGAAGUCACUAUGUGCACGCAACUCCAACAAUGGAGCCCCGUAAAAGAAUCGGCGGGUGCCCCGAGUAUCCCUCCACAGGUGGGCUACUGCUUCCACUCGCCAAAGAAGCACCCGUGGAGGCCUAUAAUGGGAUACGAGGAGAUUGAAGUGACGCCAAUGCCGUCAUUACCCAUCACAAACACGAUGGUAGAUCCUUGUUACACACCUUCUGGUAUGGCAGCGGAGCCUCUUCGCUUCCCUAACUUGGUGACUGGAUUUGACCGGAGCCCUGAACACGCGGCCAGGGCUGCCCUAUACACAAGAUACACGCAGUACGAGUGGAACCAGAACAGUAUUAAGAACUACAACGAAUCUGAUGCCAAAAGGAACUUCUCUGAACGCGUCAGAAAUGACAUUAUGAGGAUGCUUAGAGAAACUGACGAGAUUGGUACACAAGGUCAGAGAGAUUCUGGCAGGAGGAUUGGUGAGCGGAUUACUGAUACCACCUUUUGGAGGAAUGAGGUAUCAAUAGAAAUGGAACGAUUGGUAGCCACUUGUGAGAAAUUGAACGACACACGACGACAACUGGAGAGGGCUAUUGCAGGUAUCGAGGGCCCUUUGCACAUCGUGCAGGAAUGCCUCUACCAUCGGGAGAAGAGACAGGGUUUGGAACAGGUUCACGACGCAGUGGAACAGUCUCUUUUAAAAGAGGUCGCCAUACUGCGGGAGUGUCAGGACAAAUUUCGGAGUAUGCUUGAAAAGGUGAGGGCGCAGUCGAAGAACUGUCGCGCGACUCAACACGAGCUGGAGACAGACAUGCGCAACAAGGAGUACGCGCUCGGCAUUGACUCCAUGUGCCAUCAACUCAACAACUUCUCCAAGGGCUUGCAGUUCUACGCCGGCAUCGAGCGCUACGACCCGACGGUGUGCGACACGGCCAAGUGGGCAGCCGCCAGCGCCGCCACGCUGCAGCGCUCGCAGUCCGAGAGGGCCAAGGCCACGCAGAUGCUCUCUGAUACGGAGAAUCUGAUCAACGUGUCCGCCACUGAGAUCUGGGAUCAGUGGAGCAACACGAAUAGUGCGUUCACAAGACGUAUCGCAGAAACCAUCGAAAUCAAGAACAAAUUGCAACUGCAUCUACACAAGAUCCAGCAGGAAAUCUUCGACAUCGAGAAGACUUUGGAAAUGCUGAACAAGGCGAUUGAAGAUAAGCUUCAGCCGAUGAAAGUAGCCCACACUCGUCUGCAAGCCAGGACCAACAGACCACAUCUAGAGAAGUGUCGCGACGAAGCUCAGAUCAGGCUGGUCAAAGAAGUGUGCGAUCUUCAAGAAACGAUGGAGAGUCUUCGGUCCAAAAUCGCCACAGCGGAAGGAACUCACCAGACCCUAUUAGGAGUCCGCGCUGGACUGGAAGGGGAACUGAGGUCCAAAGCUACGACACUGUUUAUUGACAGAGACCAAUGCAUGGGGCUCCGCCGCGGGUACCCCGUGACUGCCGCCAUCAAGGUCUAA